CAAGAACAUACAUGAUCAGUCAGUACAUUUAACACACACAUAUUGUGUGUGAGAGAGAUAGAGAGAUGACGUGUAGGGAGAGAAAAACGAUGCUGUCUGGAAGUUGCCGUGGUUUCAACGCACUGCCGGAGGGUUGUAUAGCCAAUGCGCUGUCAUUGACAAGCCCGAAGGAUGCCUGCCGGCUGUCUUUGGUAGCCUCCACAUUUCGUUCAGCUGCCGAGUCUGAUGUGGUUUGGGAGCGGUUUUUGCCGCCUGAUUAUGUUGAUAUUAUCUCCCGCUCAAUUGACGGCCCUGAUUCGCUUCUCACUAAAUUUCGCUCCAAGAAAGAGCUCUAUUUCCACCUCUGUGAUAACCCUAUCAUCAUCGACAGUGGCACCAAGAGCUUUUCAUUGGAGAAAGGGACCGGGAAGAAGUGCUUUAUGCUGGCUGCAAGGGACCUCUUUAUUGUGUGGGGUGAUACACCUCAAUAUUGGGCAUGGAUUUCACUUCCCGGGUCCAGAUUCCCUGAAGUAGCAGAGCUUCUUAAGGUGACUUGGUUUGAAGUUCGUGGCAAGAUAAAUGCUAGUAUGCUAUCUCCAGGAACGAAAUAUUCAGCUUAUAUGGUUUUCAGCACGAAAUCAGGAUUUCACGGAUUUGAUUACCAACCUGCUGAGGCUUCGGUAGGUAUCAGUGGACACGAUGGUCAAAAACGAACUGUCUGCUUUGAUAUAAACGUAGCACGAAUGCACUCAUAUCAGUAUUCACAAGUUAAUCAUCGCCAGCCUCCCAGUUUUUAUAUGUGGUGGCAUGGCAAUGUGCCGAUAGAUCACAGUGCCGAGUACCCCAAGUUGAGGACAGAUGGAUGGAUGGAAGUUGAGUUGGGAGAGUUUUUGGUGGAGGGAAAACAAGAUGGGGAUGUGGAAAUUAGUUUAAUGGAGGUGAAGGGUAGAUACUGGAAGUGGGGUCUCAUUAUUCAAGGCAUUGAGAUCAGACCAAAAGCUGGGUGAAUAUUUAAUUUACAAAAGAUUCAUUAGAAAUGAGUUCAUGGAAUUAUGUACAGUCUUCAAACGAUCAGCUCUGAGUUUUUCUUCAUUUAUUACUUCUGUUUGGGUAUUUUUGUUAUAUUGUAUGAUACUAAUUCUAUCAUGGCGCUUUGGGAA
Messenger RNA from Olea europaea var. sylvestris, 1139 nucleotides. RefSeq names its product F-box protein At2g02240-like. Lineage: Eukaryota; Viridiplantae; Streptophyta; Magnoliopsida; Lamiales; Oleaceae. The transcript has 3 exons. Gene Ontology annotation, molecular function: protein binding. The record is from RefSeq and is a predicted model, not a curated record. The coding region runs from base 66 to 986 and encodes 306 amino acids.